This is a messenger RNA of Mollisia scopiformis, 615 nucleotides long. RefSeq lists its product as uncharacterized. The transcript is spliced from 2 exons. The coding region runs from base 1 to 615 and encodes 204 amino acids. NCBI's taxonomy places the organism in Eukaryota, Fungi, Ascomycota, Leotiomycetes, Helotiales, Mollisiaceae. The record is from RefSeq and is a predicted model, not a curated record.
AUGCAUUCCUUCUUUCUGCUGAGCACUCUACUUCUCUCCUCCGCUGUUCUCUCGACGCCCAUCCCAGCCCCGACAGGAAUUCCAACCACAACUGAUGCUAAGUCCGAACUCGCAUCUCUCACAGUAGCAGUCGCUGGCUCGCAGAGCGGCUAUGCACGCGAUUUGUUCCCAACCUGGAUCACAAUUUCCGGAACAUGCGAUACUCGAGAAACGGUUCUGAAACGUGACGGCACUAACGUCGUUGUCGAUUCGGCUUGCAAGGCUACCUCCGGCACGUGGGUGUCUCCAUAUGAUGGAGCUACAUGGACAGCAGCUAGUGAUCUUGAUAUUGAUCAUCUUGUGCCACUGAGUAACGCUUGGAAGAGUGGUGCUAGUGCUUGGACAACAGCACAGAGACAGACUUUUGCGAAUGAUCUGACGCAUCCUCAACUUCUCGCCGUGACGGACAAUGUGAAUGAGAGUAAAGGCGAUAGUGGACCCGAGGAUUGGAAGCCACCUUUGAGCUCAUACUGGUGUACAUAUGCGAAGAUGUGGGUGAAAGUCAAGUCGGUGUAUGAUCUCACGAUCACUUCUGCUGAGAAGACGGCACUCACGAGUAUGUUGAACACUUGUUGA